Messenger RNA from Anopheles cruzii, 1908 nucleotides. It is a transcript of the gene Bx42, whose product is annotated as puff-specific protein Bx42. The transcript is spliced from 2 exons. Gene Ontology annotation, biological process: mRNA splicing, via spliceosome. The coding region runs from base 104 to 1759 and encodes 551 amino acids. NCBI's taxonomy places the organism in Eukaryota, Metazoa, Arthropoda, Insecta, Diptera, Culicidae. Gene Ontology annotation, cellular component: spliceosomal complex. The record is from RefSeq and is a predicted model, not a curated record.
UGUUGGAUCGCAAUAAAAUAGGGACGUUUGCACCUUAAACUAAAGUAAAUUUUAAUAGUUUAGUUUACUUCCCGUACCCGCAGAGGUCACGAUCUUUGCAACCAUGUCGCUAUCGAGUGUGCUUCCGGCCCCAAGCAAUCCGGUGUGGGAUCGGGACGAUGAGCGCAAAAUGAAAACACCGUCGAUGGGUGCGUUGGUAACCGCGAAGGUUGCAGCACCACCAUACGGUCAGCGCAAGGGAUGGAUUCCUCGAACAGAGGCCGAUUUUGGGGACGGCGGAGCAUUCCCCGAGAUUCACGUGGCACAGUAUCCACUGGCCAUGGCAGCUCCCGGAAAUGCGUCGAAGAAAUCGAAUGCCCUUGCCGUCCAACUGGACCAGACAGGAAAAGUAAAGUACGAUGCGAUCGCGCGACAGGGCCACUCGAAGGAUAAGAUCGUCUAUUCAAACAUCAACCAAUUGCUGCCGGCCGAGGUACUGGCCGAGGACUCGGAAGAGUUGCAGCUACCGGAUGAGGAAACAAUCAGCGACAUCACGGAAAGUACACGGAAGGCGCUGGAGAAGCUGACCAAUCAGAAGAUCGUCUCAGCGAUGCCCGUUCGGGCCGCUGAGAAGCAAGCACCGGCUCAGUACAUCCGCUAUACGCCCUCCCAGCAGGGUGAUGCGUUCAAUUCCGGUGCAAAGCAGCGGAUCAUACGCAUGGUUGAGGCCCAGGUUGAUCCGAUGGAACCGCCUCGGUUUCGAAUCAACAAGAAGAUUCCCCGUGGACCACCGUCCCCGCCUGCGCCGGUACUGCAUUCGCCGACUCGCAAGGUGACGGUGAAGGAGCAAAAAGAGUGGAAAGUACCGCCCUGCAUAUCGAACUGGAAGAACGCCAAAGGGUACACCAUUCCACUCGACAAGCGCCUGGCAGCGGACGGGCGCGGUUUGCAGCAGGUGCAUAUUAAUGAAAAGUUUGCCAAAAUGGCCGAAGCAUUGUACAUUGCCGAUCGGAAAGCUCGCGAGGCAGUCGAAGCGCGCGCACAGCUGGAAAAGAAGCUGGCCCAAAAGGAGAAGGAAAAGAAAGAGGAUAUGCUUCGGCAGAUGGCACAACGUGCACGUGACGAGCGUGCCGGUAUUCGCCAUCCCGAUGCUGCCGGCGGGGAUGGAGGUGGCGGGCCCGGCGCAACUUCGGCUGAGCUGCGCGAACGUGACGAAAUACGUGCCGAGCGACACCGAGAACGGGCACGCGAUCGCAAUUUGGCUCGCGCUGCGCCAGAAAAACGCUCGAAGCUGCAACGUGAACGCGAGCGGGACAUUUCCGAGCAGAUUGCGCUGGGAAUGCCGGCGAAAAGCAAUAUUGCUGGCGAAGCACAGUUCGAUCAGCGGUUGUUCAACACAUCGAAGGGCAUGGAUUCGGGCUACGGUGACGAUGAGGCGUACAACGUGUACGAUAAGCCUUGGCGCGAAUCGGGCACACUCGGGCAGCACCUGUAUCGUCCGAGUAAAGCACUGGACAACGAAAAUUAUGGUGCAGAUUUAGAGAAGAUCGUAAGCACAAACCGUUUUGUGCCGGAUAAGGAAUUCAGCGGCACGGAUCGUAGCACUCAGAAUGUGCGGCAAGGACCGGUGCAGUUCGAAAAGGAGGAAGAUCCGUUCGGUUUAGAUCAGUUCUUAACGAUGGCGAAGAAGGCACCGAAGCGGAAGGAAGAUUCGUCGUCCGCACCUAGCGGCAGUGGGAGCAGCAGUCGUGACAAGGAUCGCAAGAAGCGUAGAGACUAGAUGUGGAGCAUUUCCCAAUGAACCGGCUGGACAUGUGGUAGAGCAUGCAUCAUUUUUAUUUUCAAACCUCACUUCAGACAUAAAGCUUUUCAUACUCUAGGAAACCUAUUCCUCUUGAUAGACUAAAGGAUCAACAAAAAAAAGAUAAU